AUGCGCCUCACUGCUCCACAUUUUUGCCUCACCUGUCUCUCGCUGGAAGUCAACCAUAUUCCUUACUCACGUCUGCCGCGUACAAAAAACAAACGUGUGCUUGUUGUGCUUGACAGGGCAGAUGCAGAUCUGAAGUUGCUCUCAUCCAAGCAACUACCCAGAGAUGCCUUCAAGAACAAGGUGGUCUGGAUCACAGGGGCCAGCCAGGGACUUGGAGAGCAGCUAGCCCUCACCUUUGCAGAGCAUGGUGCCCGGCUGAUACUCUCCGCUCGCAAUAAAGAUCGGCUAGAGCAAGUCGGGACAGCCUGCAAGGAGGCAUAUGGCACAGAAGUGGAGGUGCUGCCUUUGGAUGUCUGCGCGCCCUUCGCAGACCUCCAGGGCGCCGCAGCCAAGGCCGAUGAUGUCUUUGAUGGGGCAGGCGUCGAUUACUUCAUACACAAUGCAGGUGCAAGCCAGCAUGCCGCCGUGGAGGACACCACAACAGAAGUGGCUGAGAAGAUGUUUGAGCUCAACGUGCUUGGGCCUAUAGCGCUGACACGCGCUGCUUUGCCCUUCUUGCUCUCAAGGGGGCACUGCAGAAUAGUGGUGGUGUCCUCAAUGGCAGCGGUGGUGCCAGCACCGGGGCAGGCCAUGUACUCUGCCACCAAGCUCGCCAUGCAUGGCUACUUCUCCACCCUGCAAGCUGAGCUCAAUGACAGGCGCGCACCUCUGAAUCUUUCCUGCCCAGGGCCCAUCGCAACGGGCACGGAAGGAACGCCGCGCAAUGUGUUCUCAGCGCAGGUGCUGACAAAGCCCGUCCACCUCAGCACUCACGAGGAGCGCGGUGGCGCGAAGAAGCGGCUGAGCCCGCCGCGGGUUGCUGAGCUGAUUGCGCGCGCCGCAUACAACCGCGCUGAUGUGGCAUGGAUUGCCCGGCACCCCGUCCUGCUGCUGGGUUACUUGUGCCAGUACUGGCCGACGCUGGGCAUCUGGAUUAUGAAGAAGAUUGGGCCAUUGCGCGCAGCACAGCUCAAGAGCGGCGGCAGCGGCUAUGACAUCAAGAGCAUGCUUUUUGGGACUGGACGAGUCAAGUCAGACUAG
Messenger RNA from Coccomyxa subellipsoidea C-169, 1080 nucleotides. RefSeq names its product NAD(P)-binding protein. The record is from RefSeq and is a predicted model, not a curated record. The coding region runs from base 1 to 1080 and encodes 359 amino acids. Gene Ontology annotation, molecular function: oxidoreductase activity. NCBI's taxonomy places the organism in Eukaryota, Viridiplantae, Chlorophyta, Trebouxiophyceae, Coccomyxaceae. The transcript is spliced from 8 exons.